AUGAAAGGUAUAAUUGUUCUUAACGAGUUAAUUAUUAGUAUAAAUCAACAAAAACAUAAUAUUAACAGUUUUCCAACAAUAGAUAUAGACAAUAUUUAUCUCAAAAAAGAUACAAUUUAUCAUUUUGCAUAUGAGAAUAGUUUAAAUAACUAUCUUUCUGAAGAAAAAGAUAUAUAUAUAUACGGAGUUUUAGAAGAACCAUUUUCUGAAAGAUACUUUAUAAAUACACACAAAGAAGUAAAAGAUGAUACCCAGCAAUAUGAAUCAUUGGAGAAAUUUUAUGUUCCUCCAUAUGUUAGAAGAGCCAUUAAUGCUUAUGCUCAAUAUCCUGAUAUCUAUUUUUCAGCAAUCUAUCUAAUAGAGAAAAUAAAAAAUUUUAUAUAUUUUACUGGAUCUUCCAGAAAUGAUUUUUCUGUUUUAUCAAAAAAAAUAUCAGGUAGAUUUAAAAAACGAGCUAUGGUUAACAAUAAACUUUUAUUUUUAAAUAUGCAUAAACGAGAUGUUGAAGCACCAGAAUGCGUCAAUUUUUUACAAAAAUUACACGAAUCUAAUUUAAAUUUAAAAACAAAAAAUUGUUAUAAAAAUUCAAUGGUUUAUUCAGGAUGUCAAAGUAUUUUUGACAUUCCAUGUCUUUGUAUAUCUACUACUUAUAAAAGCGCUGUAGGCACAUGCAUUUAUCAAAAAAUGCCUUUUGAUCUUCUUGAUUCUUAUGAAUUUUCAAACAUCAUUUGCUCUAAAUAUUCAUCUCUUUCUACUUCAUGUAUUUCUUCGCUUAUAGAGGACCGCGAAAAUAUAUAUGCAAAUUAUGAUUAUACUGAGAAAAAUAGUAAAACUUCUGGAAAAUCUAUUAACAAAAAUCAUUGCGAAGAUACCAAUAAUCAUUGUUCUGGAUCAUCAAUUUUAAAUCAUUUUUCAAUUUUAAUAUUUAUAUUUAUUGUCAUAAAUGUUAACAUUUUUAUUGAAUUAGGCUCUUUUUUUUAUAUAUAA
Pneumocystis jirovecii RU7 is the source of this 987-nucleotide messenger RNA. RefSeq lists its product as uncharacterized. NCBI's taxonomy places the organism in Eukaryota, Fungi, Ascomycota, Pneumocystomycetes, Pneumocystales, Pneumocystaceae. Bases 1 to 987 code for a protein of 328 amino acids. The transcript is spliced from 4 exons. The record is from RefSeq and is a predicted model, not a curated record.